This is a messenger RNA of Cydia fagiglandana, 2249 nucleotides long. Its product is annotated as zinc finger protein 431-like. The record is from RefSeq and is a predicted model, not a curated record. The coding region runs from base 47 to 1369 and encodes 440 amino acids. The transcript has 2 exons. Gene Ontology annotation, molecular function: DNA-binding transcription factor activity, RNA polymerase II-specific; RNA polymerase II transcription regulatory region sequence-specific DNA binding. Gene Ontology annotation, biological process: regulation of transcription by RNA polymerase II. Lineage: Eukaryota; Metazoa; Arthropoda; Insecta; Lepidoptera; Tortricidae.
UGAGGCUGUCGGCAGGAGACCGUUGCUCAGGGACUGCAGCGUGAGGAUGGAGCGCCUUAAUGUAGACACGCUACUAACCCCCAUUCGGAUCACAGACCAGGACAGUCUGGGACAAGCUGGAAAUCUUGAGGAACAUAAGGGAGGACCAACUCCACAGAAAAAACCAAGAAGAAACGAUAGUUACCAAUGUGCCCACUGUGAAUAUCUAACAGAUAGAGAACAAUUUCUGAUCAGUCAUUUGAGGAAACAUACUAAGGAGAAGCGAUACAAAUGUGACCAGUGUAACUAUUCUUGCGUCCGCAGGAAUUAUUUGAAAGUCCAUGUAAGGACACACACUGGUGACAAACCAUACAAAUGUGGGAUGUGUAAUUAUGCUAGUGCCCGCGAUAGUAGUUUGCAAGUUCAUAUUAGGAAACAUGCCAGUGAAAAACCGUACCAGUGUGAUCAGUGCAGUUAUGCUACCCAUGAAAAAUAUCGGUUCACAGUUCAUGUAAAAACACACACUGGUGAAAAGCCUCACAAAUGUGGGAAAUGUAGUUUUUCUAGUGCCCACAGUAGCAGUUUGCGAGCUCAUAUGAGGGGACAUACUAAUGAGAAACCAUACCAGUGUGAUCAGUGUAGUUAUGCUACCCAUCGAAAAGAUUUUUUGUUAAGUCAUUUAAAAAAAAUACACACUGAUGAAAAGCUUUACAAAUGUGAGGUGUGUAGUUAUGCUACUAACUACAAAUGUAGUUUGCAACUUCAUGUAAGGCAACACACUAAUGAGAAAUUUUAUCACUGUAAGCAGUGUAGUUAUGCUAGCCAUCAAAAACAUCAUUUCCUAGUUCACGUAAGGAAACACACUGGUGAAAAGCCCUACAAAUGUGGGAUAUGUAGUUUUGCUAGUGCCAACAAUGGAAGUUUGCAAGUUCAUAUAAGGGGACAUACUAAUGAGAAACCAUACCAGUGUGAGCAGUGUAGUUAUGCUUCCCAUCGAAAAGAUCUUUUGUUACUUCAUGUAGAAAUUCACACUCGCAAAAAGACUUACAAAUGCGGGGUGUGUAAUUUUACUAGUAUUCACAAAAGUAGUUUGCAAGUUCAUGUAAGGAAACAUACUAAUGGUAAUGAGAAACCUUAUCAUUGUGAUCAGUGUAGUUAUUCAGGCCGUGAUAAACAUCUUUUGAAAGCUCAUGUACUGAAACACAUUGAUGAAAAGCCAUACAAAUGUGAUCAGUGCAGUUAUGCUAGUAAGCGAAUAAGUCGUUUGAAAGAUCAUGUAAGGAAACACACAGGUGAAAAGCCAUACAAAUGUGAGCAGUGUAGUUAUGCUUCUGCCCGCAAAAAUGCUUUAAGAAUACAUAAAAUGAAGUCGCACACUUGCACAGAAUAAAUAAUAGUACUAGGUACAGAAGACUCACUCUCCAACCAAACGCGUCUGUUACGAUCAGCACAGAUAUGGCCGCUAGGUGGCGACAGCGCCACGCGCGGCUUAUGGCUUUCCCCAAAAUUGGGGUGAAACGGAUUGUCAUAGUAAAUUAUGUAAUUUACUAUGACAAUAACUCUACACUCUAUUCUCUUUGUCUUCCUACAUAAUAUCGUCAGGUGACAAGCAAAACUCGCUAAUUACCACCACAAGUUCAUAGCCACAGUGAACCAUAUUAGUACUAAAAGAAGGUCGAAAUUUGUUGAAUUUUUUUAGUAAUUAGUGACUUUUUCUUGUCACGUGUAUGUAUGCGUAGAUCUUUAUAACUACGCAACGGAUUUUGAUGUGUUUUUUUUUAACCUUUUCGACACUAUGUCAAGCACAAAAGCUGUCACUCGGACGCCACGUCACCGAAGUGUCAAAGCUGAAAUUGAACUUUAUUCAUAUGCACGUAGGUCUAUGUUGCUUUGUGGUUUGUGACUGAUUAAUCCGUCUUUGGCGUUGAACCUGCGGUGCGGAUAUAUCGGUCACUGGCGUCCAAAAGGUUAAUAAGUUUUUGGCAAAAAUUUCAUUUUUGGUACAAGCUUUUAUCGCUGACUGUACUUUUCUUACGACAGACAACUAACACUCAUCGAGACAAUUCUAAAAACCCCUAACACAAUUAGGUUACGUUGUUUCAUCACAGAGUUCCUAUGGCCACCUCCUGUCUCCAUCAUCAGAUCAGCUCGACGAUACUAUAAUAUUGCAUUGUCAUCCGAUUUAUACAUGCAUGCAAAAUUUCAGCUCAAUCGGAAGCCGGGAAGUGGAUCAAAUUUAACUUGCAAGAUUUGAUUACAGACAGACAACG